UUUUUUUUUUUUUCCUUGGAGAAGAAAAAAAAAUAAAAGAAGGAGAAAGAACAAGCAGUAGAAGAAGAAGAAGGAAGCCACCGCACCGCAAUCACCAACCCAAGACCGUUGUUUAUAUAUAUAUAAAAUUAGCCAAAAUCAGAAAAAUAAGAGUUGGCAUCUCUGUUCUCCUUAGAUUUCGAACCCUUCCUCACCGGACUAACUAUUCAACCAACAACUCUCUAACGGUUUUCUUUCUCAAUUACCAUUUUCCUCCUCUCUUUUUUUCCCUCGCUUAAUUCCUCAUUUUCGGGGGAUUUGAUUUGAUUUUCUCGGAUGCACAUGUCGUCUGGUGGCCCUUCCGCCGCCUCCUCCGCCAACGCUAGCCCCAAAAGCCACUGUGGACAUACCACUAGACGACGUGUUGAUGCCGCCGACAAAUCCUCUGUUUUCUCCGAUUAUUAUGACGAAGAAGACACUCUUAACGGCUCUUCUUUUGGGCCUCAUCACCACCACAACCACCACCAUCCUUUGAUUAGGUACCUUCUGGUUCGCCGAAAGUUAUUCUUUUUUCUUCCAGACGCUUGGCUGCUCGCUUUUGAGGAUGCUUGCCAUUGGAUUGUCAAUACGGCCCAGAGUUGGAGAUCCGGUAGAAACAUGGGUCGCAAGAUUUUGGCUGCUUUGACGUUGAUAGUGGUUAUUUCGGUAUUCUUUAAGUUAUCCUUCGUGGAUCAUCACGUCGAGAAACAUAGAGAAAACGGCCCUUUGAUCCUGCAGACAUUCAAAGAAGAUACGGCCAAGGUUCAACAUGUUGUUGCUGAAAACACAGCCUCAAUGCCCAAACGCGUAUUGGAGAAAUUCCCUACACCAGAAAUUUGGAUGAAACCAAAUAGUGACGAUUACUACCAAUGCAUAGCACGGCCCAGAAGUCAAAUAAAGGCUAGAAAAACAAAUGGGUAUCUUCUUGUUCAUGCCAAUGGUGGACUGAAUCAAAUGAGAAUAGGAAUUUGUGAUAUGGUUGCUGUUGCAAAGAUGAUGAAUGCAACUCUUGUCCUACCUUCUCUUGAUCAUGACUCGUUUUGGACAGAUCCAAGCACUUUUAUGGACAUUUUUGACUGGAGACACUUCAUAGAAGCUUUAAAGGAUGAUGUUGAUAUAAUAGAGUAUUUGCCCCCCAAAUAUGCAGCGAAGAAGCCCAUUUUAAAGGCACCUAUCUCCUGGUCGAAGGCUAGUUACUACAGACGUGAGAUGGCAACUUUGUUAAAGAAGCACAAGGUGAUAAAAUUUACCCACACGGAUUCACGACUAGCGAACAAUGGCCUUGCAUCCUCCAUUCAGAGGCUGAGGUGCCGUGCCAAUUAUGAGGCUCUCCGGUACUCAAAGGAGAUUGAAGAUCUUGGCAAGAUACUGGUUGAUAGACUAAGGAAUAAUAGCGAGCCAUAUGUUGCUCUGCAUUUGAGGUAUGAGAAAGACAUGCUUUCAUUCACUGGUUGUAGUCACAAUCUUACAGCAGAGGAGGCCAAGGAACUCAGGAAUAUGAGGUACAAAGUCCAACACUGGAAGGAGAAGGAGAUAGAUAGCAGAGAGAGGCGACUUCAGGGUGGAUGUCCAAUGUCUCCCAGAGAAGCAGCUCUGUUUCUCAAGGCUAUGGGAUACCCUUCUUCUACAACUAUCUACAUAGUUGCCGGAGAAAUAUACGGUAGCAAUAGCUUGGCAGCUUUCCGAGCAGAGUUCCCAAAUGUUUUUACUCAUUCUACCCUAGCAACCACAGAUGAGUUAGAACCGUUCAAGCCGUAUCAGAAUCGCCUAGCUGCCUUGGAUUAUAUUUUGGCACUUGAAAGUGAUGUCUUUGUAUAUACUUAUGAUGGAAAUAUGGCCAAAGCAGUGCAGGGGCAUAGAAUGUUUGGAGGAUUUCGGAAGACUAUCAAUCCAGACAGACAAAAUUUUGUGACACUGAUUGAUCAGUUGGAUGAGGGUUCAAUAUCUUGGGAAGAAUUCUCUUCAAAGGUUAAGACUUUGCAUUCCAACAGGAUUGGAUCUCCAUACCCUAGGCAAGCGGGAGAAUCACCGAGGUUGGAAGAGAACUUUUAUGCGAAUCCUUUUCCUGGUUGUUUAUGUAACAAGUCCCAUGACAAUGAUCUAUUAAGCAUUCUGGAAUACAAGAAGAGAGUAAAGCCAAGUCUUGGGGCUGCAUUGCGAAGAUAGGGGUGAAAAAUUGACGCCCGGCUGGUGUUGUGGAUUAUUUGACAGUGAUUUUCUUAGAAAGCUUGGUCGCCAUAGCCCAUGGGUGCCUGCAUCGAGCAGCUUCUGCCCAAACAAAGAACUGCGUAAGCUGCCAUCAGGGUAGUCUUUUGAGUUUUCUCUUGCGAUAAAGAUUCAUAUUCUUUGAGAUAAAGAGGAAUAAACGGGAAUACAGGGAAAGAUACACAGGCAUAUAUAUACAUAUAUAUAUAUAUUAAUUCCAUUUGCAUAUGGAGCUAAAAACAUUCAUUUCUUUUAUUAUUAUACACAGAAAAUAUAUAUAUAUAUAUUCCUUGCUCUGGUUGUCGAA
This is a messenger RNA of Manihot esculenta (cassava), 2530 nucleotides long. RefSeq names its product O-fucosyltransferase 19. Gene Ontology annotation, cellular component: cytoplasm. Bases 316 to 2184 code for a protein of 622 amino acids. NCBI's taxonomy places the organism in Eukaryota, Viridiplantae, Streptophyta, Magnoliopsida, Malpighiales, Euphorbiaceae. The record is from RefSeq and is a predicted model, not a curated record. The transcript is spliced from 8 exons.